Helianthus annuus (common sunflower) is the source of this 1559-nucleotide messenger RNA. Its product is annotated as glucan endo-1,3-beta-glucosidase 9. The record is from RefSeq and is a predicted model, not a curated record. Gene Ontology annotation, cellular component: plasma membrane. Lineage: Eukaryota; Viridiplantae; Streptophyta; Magnoliopsida; Asterales; Asteraceae. The coding region runs from base 49 to 1497 and encodes 482 amino acids. The transcript has 2 exons. Gene Ontology annotation, molecular function: hydrolase activity, hydrolyzing O-glycosyl compounds. Gene Ontology annotation, biological process: carbohydrate metabolic process.
AAGAUAGACGACAUCAACACCAACAAUUCCCCACACCCGAGUAUCACAAUGUCAGACCACCGCUACUCAUUCCCAGCAGCACUCACCCUCAUCACAAUCCUCUUCACAUCUAGGGUUCAAUCGAUCGGAGUAAACUGGGGCACCAGUGCAUCCCACCCUCUGCCGCCGUCAAAGGUUGUUGAGCUACUCAAACUCAACAAAAUCACCAAGGUUAAACUCUUCGACUCCAACCCACAAGUCUUGGAAGCCCUCUCUAACUCCGUCAUUGACGUCACUGUCGGCAUUCCUAAUUCCAUGCUCCGUACGUUGAACUCUUCUGUCAAAUCUGCUGAAAGCUGGGUUCAUGAUAAUCUCACUCGUUACCUCUCUGCUCGUACGAGGAUCGAGUACAUUACCAUCGGAGAUGAGCCAUUUCUCCAAAGCUACGGUUCACGGUUCUACCCUUUUGUGGUUGGUGCAGCCAUUAACAUCGAAGCAGCAUUGAUCCGAGCUAAACUAUCAAAGAAGGUCAAAGUCGUCAUUCCAUGUAGCUUUGAUGCAUUCGGGUCAGAAUCCGGUCAACCCUCAAAAGGACACUUUCGACCCGAUAUUAACAAAACCAUGAUUCAAGUACUCAAUUUUCUUACCAAAACCCAAUCUCCUUUCUUUGUAAACAUCUCGCCUUUUCUUAGUUACUAUCAAAACAAAAACAUUUCACUUGAUUUUGCUUUGUUCAAGGAAGCCGCACGUCCUCAUAAUGAUACACAUAGAUUAUAUAAAAACAGCUUCGAGUUAAGCUACGAUACUCUUAUUACCGCUUUAACGGUUGCAGGGUUUCCGAACAUAGACAUUGUAAUCAGCCAAAUCGGCUGGCCGACUGACGGAGCUCCUAACGCUACAGUUUCAAACGCUGAGAUAUUCACAAAGGGUAUUUUAGACCAUUUCCGUAACAAAAAAGGGACCCCAAUUCGGCCUCGGGUGAUGCCACUAGAAUUUUACAUUCAUGCUCUUUUAGAUGAAGAUCAAAGAAAUAUAACCGUGGGCAAUUUCGAAAGACAUUGGGGCGUGUUUACGUUUGACGGGCAAGCCAAAUACCAGGUUGAAUUUAGUCAAAGCACCAAAAGUCUUGUGAAUGCACGUAGUGUGGAGUAUUUCGCUUCUAGGUGGUGUGUAGUAAAUAAUAAUAUUGACAUGUCGAAUGCAACUGCACGCGCUAUGGAGGCAUGUACAAAUGCUGACUGUACCGCACUUUCGCCGGGUAGUUCGUGUUUUAACCUUAGUUGGCCUGGUAACGUGUCGUAUGCGUUUAAUAGUUACUAUCAACAGCAUGAUCAAAGGGCUGAUAGUUGUGACUUUGGUGGGCUGGGAAUGAUCACAACCGUUGAUCCAUCGGUUGGUAAGUGUAGGUUCAAUGUAGAACUAAAAGCUUCUUUUUCGGUUUCGCUUCUUGGGUCAAAGUUUGACUGUUCGUUGAUGUUGAUUGUUUUAAUGGUUUGGUUGCUGUUAGAGAGGUUUUGAUGGAAAAGUUGUAUGUAGCAAGUAGAUUAGUGUUAUGGAUUGUUGAUGAACAACUUUGUUUU